GUCAAAAACGGCUGACAUCCAAGGAUGACAGCAACAAAUAAUACGUGGAAGUGAAAAUAACUCACCUUAUCGUAGUUUUGUGUUUUGUUUAACUCCCAAAAAUUCCAUGAAAACAUUCCUGUCGGCUGGCAGAUAGAGUAUAGAAGCGAGGUGCCAACAUGUCCGCAGCCCGGAAACCUACCGACGGUCUGCUGGCGCGCGUCAAUUUCCCACUGUACGCCAUCGAAAUGCUCACCAGUCGACACGUUCUGGUAGCUGGCGGUGGCGGUGCCUCGAAAACGGGUGUUGCGAAUGGAUUUGAAAUCUACGAGAUAUACCACGAUGGGGAAAAGUACGUCGCGGACGAGGUGAUACGGCACGAAACGGGCCCAACGGUUGUGAUGAACUGUGCGGUGAAGAACGACGAAAAGCGAACACUGCUGAUGGCAGGCCAGGAGAGCCACUGCCAAAUGUAUCUCGUAAACACCAUCAUUGAUUCGGGAGAUUACGGCGCCACCUCUCCAAUCACAAACAAAACCGACCCGGAAGGUUUACGCAAGCGGCGAAGCAUUUCCCAGCAACGUUCCAGCCUAGGUGCAAGUGCGCCACCGUCACAGUUGUCUGGUGGUGAUGCGAAAAAAACGGACGACGGUAAAGCGACACCCGCGCCCCGGAAACAGAUACGGUUCGAGAUCAAAACGGCCGACUCAGUGCAGACAGACUUCACCGAGGCAGAACCGCUGCAGCGAGUCGUUCGCAUCAGCCCCAAUGGUCGCCUGAUGGCAACGGGCGGCAUGGAUGGACAUCUGCGGGUAUGGAACUUUCCAAAAAUGACCAUCGCAUCGGAUAUUGCGGCACACACCAAGGAGAUAGACGAUCUGGACUUUAGCCCGGACAGCAAGCAUGUGGUGUCGAUCGCAAAGGACGGACUCGGCGUAAUCUGGUCAAUCAACCCGGAUAAGGAAUCGAAGAAACUCGUCUGGAAUCCGCCCGCCAAUUGUCGCUAUCUGUUGAAACGCUGCCGAUAUGGUUUAGUGGAAGGGCUGAAGGAUAAGUUCCGGCUUUUUACGCUUGCCAAUCCGUUUGCCAAAUCGGGCAAAGCGAAGGGACUGCUGCAGCAGUGGGAUCCGGAAGCGGGACGUAUGACCGGUGUUGUCGAGAUCGACGAAUCGUUGGCUGCGCUAGCGGUACGGGACGACGGACGAUUCGUGGCCAUUGGUACGAUGUUCAGUGGUUCCGUGUCUGUGUAUAUUGCCUUCAGCUUGCAGCGUGUGCUACACGUUCCAAAUGCGCACGCAAUGUUUGUCACGGGCCUGGAGUUUCUGCCGGUAACCAACUUCGAUGGACCGGCCAUUACUGGCGAUACGGAGGCGGCAGUGCUAUCCAUUUCCGUCGACAAUCGCAUCUGUGUUCACAGCUUACCGUAUAGGCAUUCACUGCCUGCCUGGGUGGCUAUUAUCGCGAUCAUCUGUAUAUUGUUUUUAACAUUCUGCUUCUGCUCAUACGUUGGGCUGUAAACUCGAAACUGCCUUCAUAAUGGCCUUGGUGCACCACCGGAGCAUAUUGAGUGAAAUUGGUACCGAUAUGUGCAGUCCGAAGAAGAAUUCGACAUUAUUUAGCAUUUUUUCUACACCCUAGGUGAAAUCCAAUAGCAGCAUUCUGGGGAUGGGCAGGGAGUUAGGAAUCUUUCAAUGGCAAUGCACCCACCACCGUGUAACAACGGCUGCGUAUUAUAAUCGUAAUCUGCGUAUUGUUUCUUUUUUGUUUUGUUGUGUACGCGAAAAUUGCGGAAACUUCUAAUUUAUUUGACUACCAGCAUUGUACAGCAAGAGAUAGGAAAUGAAUAAAUAUACUGUUAAUUGUGUGGCUAUAGGAACAAAA
This is a messenger RNA of Anopheles funestus (African malaria mosquito), 1860 nucleotides long. Its product is annotated as prolactin regulatory element-binding protein. Lineage: Eukaryota; Metazoa; Arthropoda; Insecta; Diptera; Culicidae. Gene Ontology annotation, cellular component: endoplasmic reticulum membrane. The record is from RefSeq and is a predicted model, not a curated record. Gene Ontology annotation, molecular function: guanyl-nucleotide exchange factor activity; protein binding; GTPase activator activity. Gene Ontology annotation, biological process: protein secretion. Bases 159 to 1496 code for a protein of 445 amino acids. The transcript has 3 exons.